Molecule: messenger RNA, 2448 nt
Organism: Fonsecaea pedrosoi CBS 271.37
Lineage: Eukaryota; Fungi; Ascomycota; Eurotiomycetes; Chaetothyriales; Herpotrichiellaceae
Exons: 2
Coding region: 1-2448 (815 amino acids)
Biological process (GO): cell division
Molecular function (GO): protein binding
Source: RefSeq, a predicted model, not a curated record
AUGGCGCCUACACAACCACACAUUGCCGCCGCCCAGCUCCGCCAACUGAUCUAUUACCACCUCGACAACAACCUGCUCAGAAACGCCCUCUUCCUCGCUUCUCGUCUCGUUGCCUAUGAACCUCGCUCCCCCGAAGCUGCUUACUUGCUUGCAUACUGUCAAUUCCAAUCAGGCUUUUUAAAGGCUGCGUGGGAUGCUUCACGCGCCGCAGCUGUUAAAGGUAUCCACCUAGGAUGUGGCUACAUUUUUGCCCAGUGUUCUCUAGAGCUCGGUCGGAUCGUGGAAGGGCUCAAUGCGUUGGAGAAGUGCAAGCACCAUUGGCAAAACAGAAACACGUGGGGCCAACACAAUGAGUCAAGACGCCAACAUCUUCCUGAUGCCUCUGCCGUGCUAUGUCUCAAAGGGAAGCUCUGGAAGGCGCACAAAAACGUGGAUAUGGCUGUGGAGUGCUGGGCGGCGUCCCUGAAAUUGAACCCAUUCAUGUGGGAUGCAUUUACGGGAUUAUGUGAUGCUGGAGCGAAGAUCAGUGUACCCAACAUCUAUAAGCUGAACAAUGAGAUGGUAGCAGCGACGCAUUCAGCCCAGCAGCAGAGCGCAAGAGUUGAAAAUGCGCCGGCGGAGAGGGUACCGGGCACGAUUUCGCAAGCACCAUCAGAUCCAUUCGUUUCGACGACGCAAAAGUCAAGCACGCAGCAGCACCCGGCAAACUCAGUGUUAUGGGAAAAGCUUAAUGGUAGCAAGAUGAGCGUUAACACGGUCAGCACAAUUUUGGAUGAGGAGGGUCUUGCCACUCCGUCAACAGAGGCAGACGGGGACGAGGGUGUUGUUCAGGGGGCCCAAGCUAACAACCAUUAUCACGAAGCACCACCAGCACCCAUCAGAAAAGCUAAGACCUUGACCGAAACAUCCGCAGAUCCUCCCCCUAGGUGGAAAUCAGGAUCUACUAGGAUGAGGACUAAGGCAAAGGGUGCAUCGGAUGAUUCAACCACUGUCUUGCAAGAUCCUCCGCAGCCACUGCUAGCAGCACCUUCUAAGAGAACAGUUUCAGGUCAGCCUGCACCAACAUCGUCUCAUGCUGCUCCUUCAAGUAUCACCGAGGGAACGAGAAGAAGUAACCGGCUAUUGAACACAACGAGACCACCUAGCGCGACUAGUACAGCUGGGAGUAAGAUUUCGUCCCUGGCAAACACACUCGGCCUCCGAGAAGGACGAGAUAUCAAGAAAGCCAAAGCACCAGCUGCGAAGGGCAGAACUGCCAAUGCGUCAACGGUAGGGAGAGUUGUGAGCGGAAAUAGGACCAGGACCGGGUCGGCAGACCAAAUGGACGUGGACUCGAAAGAACAGAAAAACGCUCAUGGAAACGCACCUCCGGUACCACCUCUGCCAAACCACAAAACACGAGCACCAUCCACUGCGGACCGAGAAUUAGAAGCUCUCCAAACUCUUCUGGAUCUAUGUGGGAGGAUCGCUUCGGCGCAACUCUGCCUGGCUAACUAUGACUGCCAAACCGCCAUCCAGAUGUACAAUGCUCUUCCUUCGUCACAACGCGAGACACCUUUCAUCCUGAGUCAAAUCGCCAAGGCCUAUUACGAACAAGCGUCGUACGCCGAGGCUGAGAAAUUCUUCAUCCGCGUCCGUCAACUUGCGCCUACUCGGCUCGAAGACAUGGAAGUCUACUCGACAGUCCUCUGGCACUUGAAAUCAGAGAUUGAACUUGCCUACCUGGCACACGAGCUUAUCGAGAUUGAUCGGUCAUCGCCUCAAGCGUGGUGCGCCAUCGGGAAUUCCUUCUCUCUCCAGCGGGAACACGAACAAGCAUUGAAAUGCUUCAAGCGCUCCACUCAACUGGAUCCGCAGUUCGCGUACGGAUUCACGCUCCAAGGGCAUGAAUACAUUGCCAAUGAGGAAUUUGAAAAAGCCCUUGAAGCCUAUCGAGCCGCGAUCGCUGCAGAUGGGAGACAUUACAAUGCAUGGUACGGGCUAGGGAAAGUGUACGAGAAAAUGGGCAAGUGGAAUAUUGCAGAGCAGCAUUAUCGGACGGCAGCGAAGAUCAAUCCUACCAACGCAGUGUUGAUAUGUUGCAUUGGCCUGGUCCUGGAAAAACAGAAACAUCCAGAUGAUGCGCUACUCAUGUACAGUCGCGCAUGCAGCCUCGCGCCUCAAUCGGCCCUAAGUCGAUUCAAGAAAGCACGAUGUUUGAUGAGCUUAGGGCGUCCGCGGGAAGCCCUUGCCGAAUUGAUGAUAUUGAGGGAUGUGGUCCCGGACGAGGCAAAUGUGUGGUUUUUGAUGGGGCGCCUUUACAAGACCUUGAGAGACAAAGGAAAUGCUGUGCGGGCCUUCACCAUGGCGUUGAACUUGGAUCCAAAGGCUGCUCAAUACAUCAAAGACGCCAUGGAGAGUUUGGACGAUGACGAUGAGGAUUAUGACGAGGAUGAAGAUAUGGAAUGA